AUGAAUAAACAAGGAAUUCCGUUUCUGUCGUUCACUCCCUUUGAAGAAUCGCUCAAUAAAAAAAAAAGGAAACGAGAACAACCAAAAGAAAUUGUGUUUGAUGAAACUGCGCGAAAAGAAUUUCUAACUGGUUUUCACAAACGAAAACUGGAACGUCGUGCCAAAGCGCAAGAAUACGCUAAACAGCAGGCAAAAAGGGAGCACGUGCAAGCUGUUAAAGAGCAACGAGAAGCACGCCAAAAAGAAGUAAAAGAACGGCUAGAAAAACUUCAAGCGAUAAUUGAUGAAACUUAUGGAAUGAGAAAAGAAAGUGGAAAUGAAGAUGGAGAAGAUAAAUUCAAUAAUAAUUCAGAAGAUAUUACUGAUGAUGAUAUAGAAGAAGAAAGAACAAAUAAUAAAAAAAUAAUAAAAUUAAACACUCAACAACUAUCUGACACGAAAGAAUAUAAGACUCGUGAUACCUUGACGACAGUCACAAUUGUUGAGGACUUUGAGAUAUCAAAUAUUAAUUACAACGAUAACAACACUGAUAUUAAUCAUAGAAAUAAACAUAAUGCCACUAAUAUUGAGAAAUCUAAAAAGUCUAAUAAAAAGUUUACAAAAAAGAAAAUAAGAGGAUAA
Ambispora leptoticha is the source of this 621-nucleotide messenger RNA. The record is from the annotation of a GenBank genome assembly. NCBI's taxonomy places the organism in Eukaryota, Fungi, Glomeromycota, Glomeromycetes, Archaeosporales, Ambisporaceae.